GGAUGCUCGUUAAAUCCUUGGCCGGACAGGCGCUGUUUGUUUGUGAGCGUGGGAAAGUGGAUCUAAGGCUCCAUUAGAUAGGGGCUAUGAUGGUCGCUGUGUUCGGCUUUGUUAAAGCGUAUUGCCUCAGAGUAAACGCUGCGUUUUCAGAAUCAAACAGUCUCUCUUUGAGCUGCUCGACCAUUACAUUUACAUUAGGGAUUCUUCAAGCAAUAGGCUGUCAUUUUACUUUCAUCCCUUUACAAGGAAAUGUACAGUAUGCAGUCUGCAGACAAGUUAAGUAAUAUCCCUGUUUGCAAAUCUCUUAACAUUCCCCUGUACUCUAUUCUUCAAAUGUUACAAAAGUCUCAAUCUAAACUGACUGUGUUUUUCUCGUGAUGUUAUCUUUUUUUCACAGUGCAAAGCCCAAGCCGACUGCUGAGGUCCAUGAGAAUGGAGUAGUGAAGCAGAUACUGCUCAGGGUUAUGGAGGAGUCAACCUGGGAUAAACAACACUCUUCUGUUUUGAUGGAAACCCAUCAUGGAUUCCCUCAGAACCCUUCUUGCUACUUGGCAUAUUCCUCAUUAACUGUGUGUUUGAUGUAUGUAAUGCUUUUAUGAAUGUAUGUUGUCUCCAUCUUUGUCUUUGUGUUUCUGUAAUGCCAGGAUACAGGUCAGGAAGACCAAGAAAGUGACAGCGACAAUGAGGAUGAUGAUGAUGAUGAUGAUGACGACGUGUGUAACCAUUGGAGCCCGGUCUCAGCCGUUCAGUGUGUAGUGCCUUUGGAUCCACGCCUGUUAAUCUCAUAAUUAAGGCUGCAGGGAGAACACAUGCAUCAGGUAACGAGUGGAAGACAGAGGAGCCUCUUAAAGAAGAAGUUACAGUUUGCCCCAAAGCCAAAGGAGUGGACGUGGAUGCACAGGGUAGUGUUAACGGAAUCCCUGUGUUGGAGGUCGACGUGGAGUCUUUUGAGGAAAAGCCAUGGAGAAAGCAUGACUCGCACUUCUUGGACUACUUUAACUAUGGCUUUAACGAGGACUCCUGGAAAGCCUACUGUGAGAACCAGAGGAGACUACGCAUGGGGUAUAAGGUCAUGAACCACACGUCAGCCACUAAACUCAUGGUCCAGGAAUGGGACCUUCCCUGCUUUAGAUCUGACUACUCCUCCCCCAGCAACCACUACAAAUCAGCCUUGUCCAGUAGAAAGACAAGCGGCACCACCAAUGUUAUUGGAGGACAAACUGGAACCAUCAACUGGGUAGAGGAACAGAGACGUCACAAUAUAGAAGGAAAUAACAUCCAGGUGCUUUCCAAGCCAUCUGACGCUGAGCCUGCUCCCACUAAGAUACCCCCCUUCUUCCCCCCGCCUCCUUUCCCGCCUCCACCCUACAAUGUCAACUCCGCCCCUCCACUCAUUCCUCCACCACGUAAAUUACCUCAGCCCCUCACAGACAAACGCACACAAACAUUGCUCUCUGUUUGUGUGCCCUCUGUUCAGCAGAAUAGUUAUGCAAUAUAAAUGGAAAGGUUAUGGAUUGAAUAAUGACACUGCUUGAAGGUCGUGGGUCAGACAGACAGACUGGUGAGAGUCACUCUCGUGACAUCACGGGAUGUCAUGGAAAAAUGGCGUUCAACUAUGACACUCUAUCUCUUCCCCUCUCUCCCUCUCUCUAUCUUUCUCAUAACAGUAAUGUAUCUCAACAAUCGAUACCUCGAAUAUCCUUCAACUCUUGUCAAUGUAAAAAGGGCCUUACUUUCAUUGUGUGGGUGCAUCAUUAGUACAGUUGAGGGGUUUGAGGGACCAGAUGAAAGUGUAACCCAGAGAGUUGCAGGUGUAAAUCCCAUGCUGGGAACCCAUGAAGGACAGGCACCAUAAGUGGUAAUAAAUAACACUGCAUGUUGAAGGACAUGUUUAGGAUUUGGAGGUGAAUGCAGAUGGGUUAACAUAAACAUGUGAGUGUGUGUACAUUUGUGUGCACAUGGUCAUGAGUGUGCACUCUAUGGGUGAGUGUCUUUUUCCCCAGGUGUGUGUAAUUCUCUCCAGGUGUGUGGGUGCCAGUGCUGUCAGUCUGUCGGACUUCCUCCUCAUCGCCUGAUGAAUAUGAGGCAGAGGGCAGGAAGUCCCCCCCUGGCCUGAGCUCACAGCUGAGCGCAGGCUGCCAUCGCUUCAUCUUCAAAGAUUCCAAAAUAGCACCCCUCACACACUCCCAGCACCCCCUAAGUUCAAUGAGCCUGGUACCGACAUGUUGUUCAACCUGUGCCAAAUAUCCUAAUACAACCAAAAUAUCAAACAUCCUGUCGACCCGGCAAACCUGGCUUUCCUUCUUUAAGUUACAGGCUCUGCCUCCUUUUGUGAUGCAAAUGUUCAACAUGAUAAAAAUAGCUCCUGGAAGAAAAGAAAAGUGCAGAGCCAGCAGAUUGGAGGGAGAGAGAGAGAGCUUUGUUACUCUUGGUACAGUAGGGUCACAUUAGUGGUGUAGUAUUAUUGCUUGAUAGGGCCAGGUUUUAGUGUGGGGUUGUAUUGUCAUUGCAGGCCAGUCUGUGUAGUGAAGCACUAAGGGAUGUUGUCUGGAGCUCUAGUGUAGAACUGGUGGUACUGUUGAGUGUAGUUUGGCACAUACAUUGUGGUUAGUUUGACACCUGUACUGACUGAUAUGGCUGUGACGGUCUUGGAAUUUGAGGUUACGGUAAUUGGCCAGGCCAAUGUACAGACACCAAUAUAAUCGUUCAAGGAAAUGCAUAUGCUUCCUAAUAAAAACUAUUUGUAACAAGCCAUUACACUUCGUUAUCAUCAUGGCGUUUCAUUACUAUUAUUCAGGUUAUUACUUUUAAAUAUGAAUCAACAAAUUAAGAAAUGCCAGGUUGGGGAGGAUCUGUGGGAUUUUUGUAUCGACACAACAUCAGCGGAGUCAAAAUAAAGAUAUUCCUACCUUG
Oncorhynchus masou masou (cherry salmon) is the source of this 2913-nucleotide messenger RNA. Its product is annotated as pre-mRNA 3'-end-processing factor FIP1-like. Lineage: Eukaryota; Metazoa; Chordata; Actinopteri; Salmoniformes; Salmonidae. Bases 1058 to 1498 code for a protein of 146 amino acids. The record is from RefSeq and is a predicted model, not a curated record. The transcript is spliced from 8 exons.